AUGGAUGACCCUGGAAAUGCGGGCGCGUGGCCGGCCCCGCCUGAAAAGACCCAAGAGCAAAGACAAAAGGAGCAUGAUGCAAGGAUCAAAAAUGCAAAGAUGCAGCCCCCCUCGCCUCACUUGACGGCCCCGAAGAACCCGAAGCCGAAGAAGAAGAAAGAGCAGCCGAAACAGGACAAGGGUAAAAAAGACAAACCACAAGAUAACUUCAAGCAGCACGAGCAAGAUAUUAUGAAGGAAGAGCCAGAACUGACGGACUUGGCUUCAGUCAACUCAGGAGCAUCUGGGAAUCAGCAAGACGAAUUGCUGGUUACAAUCAAGAACACCACUACGAUUGAGAGCGACAGACCACUGACUCCCCAAGAGAUUCGGGCACACAGUCCUCAAAUGUCACCACAGGAGAUCGAGAAAAUAGUGAAGCAAGUCGAAGACAUUCACAGCCAACGAAGUGGCGGAAGCAGUGCGAAUCAUUCCGGAGAUCUCUCGCCAUUUCAAAUUACUCCAAAACCGCAACAAGGAGGAGCAAAAGGGGAAAAAUCUCCUUCCAAAAAAGGAGGUGCCAACAGUACCCAGGGAUCGAAACCAGACUCAAGACCCGAUUCCGGAGGUCGUGGGCGAGGCGCCGCGGGAGGAAGAGGCUCUAGACCUGCGUCUGGAGCACCCGGUAAAGGUCGCGGAAAUUCGCCGUCCCCAAAUGGCGGUCGCGGGAGAUCUAGGGGAAGAGGAAUGAAUCAAAAUCAAGGACAAGGACCAGGCUCUCAACCAUCUAAUGCUUCAAGUCCGAGAGCACCAGGAAAGAAAAAUGAUCCGCAAAUUGAUAUGGGAAUUGCUCUUCCUCAAAAGCAUCAAGGAGCCAAACAAGUUAUGUCGGACACUGGAUCAUUUGCUCAGCCAGCCAGGCAACCACAUCAUCCUGGCCAGCAAGGUGCCGGAAGCAAAACUGGAUCAAUUGCAGAUAUGUAUGGUAACUAUGGAUCUAUGGUGGGCAGCCAUGGACAAGAGCAAAUGUCAGGAAGCUUGCAUGGUCAACAGCGAGCCAGUAAACAUAGUGGUGUAGGAGGUCAAAUAGACCCCAACGGGAAGUACGAAAAUUUGGACGAAUCAGGAUCACACGCCGGGUCACACGCUGCUGCUGCUGCACGUGGUCGAGGUUUGUCUGGUUCGCAGCAAGGAGCAAGACCAGGAUCUCGCGAUGGUUCUCAAGGAGGACCUGGUUCACGAGCAGGAUCCCAACAGCGACCUGGUAGGCCUGGAUCUCGUGAUGGAUCUCAGUUUGGACCUGCUGGCUCCCAGCAACAAGGACCUCCUGGGUCACACCCAAGCAUGCAGCAAGGACCUCCCGGAUCAAUACCUGGUUCUCAGCAUGGCGGACCACCAGGUGCUCGGGGCAGUCAAAUUUCCGGAUCUCAGGCUGGUGUCCCUGGUACCAGAGGUAGUCAGAUGACCGGUUCUCAAGGUGGACCGCCUGGAAGUCGAGGAAGUCAAAUGACAGGAUCACAGGGAGGACCACCGGGAAGCAGGGGAAGUCAAAUGUCAGCUUCGCAAGAAGGGGCUUCCGGAAGUCAUGGCAGUCACAUGGCGGGAUCUCAGGGUGGACCUCAGGGCAGCAGAGGAAGCCAGAUAACCGGAUCCCAAGGAGGACCACCGGGAAGCAGGGGAAGCCAAAUGACUGGAUCGCAAGGAGGACCACCUGGUAGCCGAGGAAGUCAAAUGGCUGGUUCACAAGGAGGACCUCCAGGAAGCAGGGGAAGUCAAAUGACGGGAUCCCAGGGAGGACCACCGGGAAGCAGGGGAAGCCAAAUGAAUGGAUCACAAGGAGGACCUACCGGCAGUCGAGAAAGUCAAAUGGCUGGAUCGCAAGACGAGGCCCCCGGUAGUAAAGGAAGUCAGAUGGCGGGAUCUCAAGGAGGACCUCCUGGUAGCCGAGGAAGUCAGAUGACCGGAUCCCAAGCGCAAGGUGGACCACCUGGAAGCAAAGGAAGCCAGAUGACUGGUUCUCAAGGGGGUCCUCCAGGAACUCGAGGAAGUCAAAUGAGUGGAUCGCAAGGAGGUCCACCUGGCAGUCGCGGAAGCCAGAUGACUGGAUCUCAAGGAGGUCCUCCAGGAAGCCGAGGGAGUCAAAUGGCUGGAUCGAAGGAUGGACCACCCGGAAGCAAAGGAAGUCAGAUGACAGGCUCACAAGUGGGACCGCCUGGAAGUCGAGGAAGUCAAAUGACUGGAUCUCAAGGAGGUGCUCCUGGAAGCAAAGGAAGCCAAAUGUCUGGAUCUCAAGCCGGUCCACCAGGAAGUCAGAUGGCUGGAUCCCAGGGAGGGCCGCCAGGAAGCAAGGGCAGUCAAAUGACAGGAUCACAAGGAGGCCCUACUGGUAGCCGAGGAAGCCACAUGUCUGGAUCUCAAGCUGGUCGGGGAAGUCAAAUGUCUGGAUCUCAAGCUGGUCGGGGAAGCCAAAUAUCUGGAUCGCAAGCUGGUCGAGGAAGCCAAAUGUCUGGAUCUCAAGCUGGUCGGGGGAGCCAAAUGUCUGGAUCUCAAGCUGGCCCUCCAGGAAGCCAAAUGACAGGCUCGCAAGGAGGGCCGCCUGGCAGCCGAGGAAGCCAGAUGGCUGGAUCGCAGGCUGGUCGGGGAAGCCAGAUGUCGGGAUCCCAAGGUGGCCCACCGGGCUCACAACCACAGGGCUCUCGGGUGAGUGGUGUGAGUGGUUCAGUUUCAAGGGACUCUAAGCUAAGCGGUGGUAUGGGAGGUUCCAGGUCUGGAAGCGCAAUGAGUGGAGGAGCACCGGCUGAUUCUCGGGUGAGUGGAGUUACUGGUUCAUCUGCUCAACGUGCAUCUGGUGUUAGCGGUGGUUCACAGGGUUCCCAGCAGGACCCAGAGGGAUUCGAAGUUCUCCGACCCAGUGGUACUAUCUCAAAAAGCGCAGGAUCUGUGCCGAAGCAAAGGGGAAGCAGUGCGAGUGGGGGUACCAUGUCUAAGUCAAGCGUUGUCGCAAGUCAGGCCCAAUCCCGUCCCAGUGAUGCUGGCUCUGAUGGUACAGGAGCUAGACAGAGUGGUGCCAUGAGUGGAUCACGAGUGACUGGGUCUCAAUCUAUGGGUAGAGGUAGUAGGACUAGUGGUAUGAGUGGGGGUCCAGGCAGUCAGAUGACAGGUAGCAGAAGUGCAGGGCGCGGUACUGCAGUGUCGGGUAGCCAGGGUGGAGAUCCGACCGCUGGUACUAGGUCUAGAUCUAGCAAUGCUUCUGCCAUGUCUGGCGGGUCUCAGGCUGGCGGUCCAGGUGGAAUGAGUCAGCAUAGGUUGAGUGGUGCCACUUCAGCGUCCGGUGCCUCUAGAUCUGUUGUAAGCGGUGGCACGACCCAGGCUAGAACCGGUGCUUCUGGUGUCGCAGGUCCACAGCAGCAGAGAAUGAGCGAUGCUAGUGGAGUUUCAGGUUCCAAGGUAGGCAGCAUGAUGACCGGUAGCAGGAGUGUUAGUGCCGGUGGACCAGCUGGAAGCACUCCUAGAACUAAGGGAAUGUCUGGAAGCAUAGCUGAGGGAAGCAUGAGUAGACCAAGUGGAGCAACUGGGGGAUCUGCUGUUUCUGGAUCUCAAGCCAGACAGAGCGGCAUGUCCAGAGAGAGUCUUCGCAGCGGUGGAUUCGGUAGCGCAGCCGGCGAGUUGCCGGGAAGUGGCGCGGGAAGCAUGGCAAACACUGGUGAGAGUGGAGUAAGCACUGGAUCCAGGACCAGCGGAAGCCCUUCGACCGGGUCCGAUUCCUCCUCGAGUCGAACAACUUCGAAUGCCCAAUAA
This is a messenger RNA of Symsagittifera roscoffensis, 3777 nucleotides long. RefSeq names its product collagen, type I, alpha 1b-like. The transcript has 2 exons. NCBI's taxonomy places the organism in Eukaryota, Metazoa, Xenacoelomorpha, Acoela, Convolutidae. The record is from RefSeq and is a predicted model, not a curated record. Bases 1 to 3777 code for a protein of 1258 amino acids.